AUCAGGUGACCGCUGGCGGCGCGGUCACGUGCUGGGGUGCGCCCGCGGCUGGUGGCCAUGGCGGCCGCAGGCUCCAGUGUGGCCAGGCGAGUGGAGGAGCUGGGAGACCUCGCGCAGGCCCACAUCCAGCAACUCAGUGAGGCCGCCGGCGAGGACGAUCACUUUUUAAUUCGGGCCUCUGCAGCUCUAGAAAAAUUGAAACUCUUGUGUGGAGAAGAAAAAAAGUGUUCAAAUCCAUCGAAUCUACUAGAACUUUACACACAGGCUAUUCUGGACAUGACAUAUUUUGAGGAGAACAAGCUAGUAGAUGAAGAUUUCCCUGAAGACUCUUCCCAGAAAGUAAAAGAGUUGAUCACUUUUCUUUCAGAACCAGAAAUUUUAGUUAAAGAAAAUAAUAUGUACCCAAAACACUGCGAUUUACUUGGGGACGAACUCUUGGAAUGUCUCUCUUGGCGACGAGGAGCCCUACUUUAUAUGUAUUGUCAUUCUCUGACCAAAAGGAGAGAGUGGCUCACGAGGAAAUCUGGUUUGCUUAAAGAGUACCUUGUUGAUGGAAUCAGUUACUUGCUACAGAUGCUAAAUUAUCGGUGUCCUACCCAAUUAGAUGAAGGAGUUUCUUUCCAAGACCUAGACACAGCUAAGUUACUGAGUGAAGGAAUAUUCAGUGACAUUCACUUGCUGGCUAUGAUGUACAGUGGAGAAAUGUGUUACUGGGGAUUGAAGCAUUGUGCCGAUCAGCAGCCAGAAAACCAGGGCAUGGACGCAGGUGUUUCUGGAGCAAGCUGCACUACACACACAGAGCCCUUGGAUUUCCGAGAAGUAGGAGAGAGAAUUUUGAAAAAGUAUGUAUCUGUGUGCGAAGGACCCCUGAAAGAACAAGAAUGGAACACAACAAAUGCAAAACAAAUUUUAAACUUUUUUCAGCAUCGCUCUAACUCGUAAGUUUAGUCCUUUUCAAACAGAAAAGCAGAAAGACCCAUGAAAUGGAAACAUUCCAGAAAAGAAGACAUAUUGACACUAAGAAUGUCACACUACAUAAAGAUGCCCAUCGUGGUUCCCUUCUAAAAAUGCCAUCACCGUAGUUCAUUAUAUAUUCUUAACUCUGUGAAGGAACAGUUCUCUCAUUUCUAAAACGGCAUGUAUGUUAUUAUAACUCAGCCUGAACUACAGAUAUCCUGUAACUAAUAUUAAGGAAGAAUCCAAUUUAGCUGUACAAAGAUUUUUUUCUGUUACUUCAGAUUAUUAUUAUUACUUUAGAGCGAGGAAGAGAGAGAGAGAGGGAGAGAGAGAAAAAAGUUGAUGUGAGAGAAAAUCUAUUGGUUGCCCCUGACGGGAGAGCAAGCCUGAACCUGGGUUUGUGCCCUGACCAGGAAUUGAACCCUCCACCUUUAGGUGUACAGGAUGACGCGCCAACCAACUGAGCUUCAGAUUAUUUUUUUUUUAUUGUGGUAAAUUGUAACAUAAAAUUGACCAUUUUAACUAUUUUUAGUUCUGUUUAUCUUGAAAUUUGCUGUGCUUCAAAAGUUAAAGUCAAGUCACCUCAUUGUUUGGAUAUAUGCUACGCAUGUAGAAAUUGGCAAAAUUAUGAUGAAUAUUCAGAUUCCUUUGCCAGAAUAAGAUAAAUAAUGAAAGACUUCACAAAAGAACUGUUAUUUAAUUAUUUUGCCAUGUACUACAAAUAGCAUUUAACUCUUUUAUCCAUCCUAUUAGGCAUUUUAUAAAAAGUUAAGAUGAUUUUCUUAUCUUGGUAAAAGAAUAUGCAUGGUUUAUCAAAUGAGUAAUAAGGAUAAAAACCAAGUUAGGUUGCUGUUAGCUCAUAUGUCUGCAAGGCACAUCUUUUCCUAAGUAUUGACAUUUUUAUAUGUUUUUGUCUUUAAUAGUAGAGUGAGUGAUCAAGGCAGAGAGCCUAACUGCUGUCUUGCAUACAGUCUGUCUACCUCUACGCCUGGACUUCGUCACAUUCCCCACCCUACUCCAUGGCCACACCUGGAGGUCACCAUCCUGAGUUUCUCUUUCUGAAAUCUUAAAUUUUAGUGAUUGAUGAUCAUUCUCAUCUGCCUAGCUUUUCUGCCUCUUCAUGUUUAUUCAUUCUUUUCUCCUUUACUUACUUCACAGCCUCCUCCUCUUGACUGCCGCCUCUUCUCCUAAACUAUCCUAUCAGCCCCUUUCAGAUGUUCCCCCUUCCUUAUCCAGCCUCCGCCUUGGGGGAACCGACCCUGCGAAUCCGUCUUCCCCUGGGCCUUUACCCUCAUCAUUCUGUGAGCCCUCAACAUUGAAUCAGUUCUGUCGUUCACCUUUUCUGGAUGCUGCGUUCCAUGCAAAGUACACGCAGCCCUUCAAACUGGAACUACUUUAAGUGUCUCAGCCUCAGCUUCAGAGGAGCCCUCAGUGUGAGCCUGUGCCUGUGACCAGUGUGGCCCCUCUCCCUGUCCCACUGAGGCUGGUCCAGACCACGUUUCCUCUGCCCCCUCCCCUCCCACAUGGUUAGGUCCCGUCUUACAGGAAACCGAGACUGUGAGGUCCGUUUCUAUUGACCAGCUUUGCCCGACUCAUUUAGAGGAAGAGGAGCCUUCUCCCUCUUGAAGACCAAUCUCCACCUGUCCUGUCUGCCGUCUUCCUCGUUUCCCCUGCGGCUGCUCUCUGGGCCUACCUCUGCCGUGUUGAUCUUCCCUAGAGCCCACCCUCUUUCUCUCCCCCUUCGCUCCCCUCUUCCUUCCGUCUUCCUCCUCUUCUUUUUACUGAUUCUCCACACUCUUCUUACGUGACACCCUUCAGAGCCAUGGCUCCUGUUGCUCCUGGAAUCUCGACAUCCCCUGUGGUGACAGGGAUCCACUGCUUGACUGUUGUUUUCCUUCUGAUUGGUAAACUUCGUAUUUUAAACAUUUCUCUUUACACAUAAUACUUAACACAUCUUAGGCCAUUGGUAAAGUGUUUUGAAUUAAUAAGAGGCAUGAUUCUAAGUGCCGAGCUCUGCACAAAAGGGUGGCUGCUAGGAUUCCACACUGCCAUGCCCUCUACCUACACCAGUGUUGACAAGGCAAAUCGCACCUCAGGAGUAAAGUGUUAUGAGAGUUAGAGCCUGAGAAAACAAGAGAGCUUCCUUUUUAAAAGCUGGGAGCUUCCAUUUUGCCUUCAUGACCUUGUGAACCACGUGGGUCUCACUGCUGGUGCAGUUAGGAGGGUGCUGUAAGGUGCUUUUUACUGGGUCUACCCCACACACAAUUGGAGGAGAAUUUUCCAUCCCCCACACAACUGGAGGAUAAGUUGUAUGCCAUGACCGUUACAAUACUUUUUACUCUAGUGUAUUACAAAACAAUGAUCACAUUUUUGUAUGUUAAAGCCUGCUAAGUAAAUUCUGUUUCAUUUAGAAUGAAGUCACUUCAAGAUACCAAAUAUUCCACAUUAGGAAGGUACUGUAAUUCACUUAUCAACACUUUUAUGUGCCUUCUACAUGCCGGGUUUUGUCCUGACACCGAGGAGAUAGAGCUUCGUAAAACACCCUCUUUCCAAGUUUGUAUUCCUGUGAAGGAAGCUGACACAUUUUAAGAAAUAAAUGGGUAGCAUGUUAAGUGAUGAGUGCUGUGCAGAGGAGAAAGCAGGGUCAGGGGCUAGUGUGACUGGAGAGGAGUGCUAUUUGUAGGGUGGGUGGGAAGGCACCGCCAAGCACCUAUUUACUUUAACAUUUGUGUCUUCAAUUUCCACCCCUUUGGUUAAAUGCCUUGAACAUUCAGUCCAUUUAUAAAGCUCUUCUUUCUGAUGGAAGUUCUGAUACUGCAAUGAGAAGGGAGUCACUGCAUGUGACCAUGUCAUUUUAUUACAUCUAUAGGCUGCUCUCCAGUGUGGGCUUGACCGAUGGGUGAGCGAUGACCUGAAGGCCUGGUGCAUUUUUUUACACUUGGGUUUCUCCUUUGGGUUCUCUGAUGUUUACUAGAUCUUAAACUCUGUUAAUGGAUUUUUCAUAAUCUUUAUAUUUGUGUAGUUCUUUCCCUAUAUGAAUUUUCAGAUGUCAACUAGGCUUUGAGAUUUAAAAGCCUGUCCACCUGGCUGCAUUGUAGGGUUUCUGGCUACUGUGGAUUGUAUCAUGCUGAUUAAGGUGCAAAUCAUGACUAAAGACUUUCCCUUAUUCCUUUGCAUACCAUAGAGUGAGGUGGAGUCAUGGCUAAAACCCGACAAUAUAAUUACAUUCCUUCCUUUACCAUCCACUGUGAAUCCUGUGGUGUUCAUUAAAGUGGGAGAUGUGUCUGAAGCAUGCUCAGAUUAAUUUUAGUGGCAUUUUAAAAACCCACAGCUGGUUGACAUGUGAGUUUUAGUUUGCUUAUCACUUCUCUCUCUACCUUUCAGGGUUCCUUUUUCUGGCUCACAUAAGGAUACCCCAUCUGCCAUAGAAUCCAGGAUUCUGUAGUUCUCUAUUAUCACUUGUACUAUUAUUUUUUGAAGAUCUAAUUGACUUUAUUAACAGAAUCAUGAACUGGGGACUAUUCCAUCUAGGAACUAGAAGGUGCUCCCUUUUUUUGGUAUUAUAUUUUAGCACAAUAUGAGAUAUAUUAUGAAAGUAUUACAUUAGAAUAAUUUUAAUGUAUCCACAAUUAAAGUAUGUGUUGUAUAUUCAUGCUGGUGUUCUCUGUUGUUAUUGUUUGUUUUCCUACUUGUAGUGGAAACUUCCAAGUAAAAUGUUUUAGAGCAUAUGAAUUUUUAAGAAAAAAAUUAAACCAUGUUCCCACA
Messenger RNA from Myotis daubentonii (Daubenton's bat), 4722 nucleotides. It is a transcript of the gene RIMOC1, whose product is annotated as RAB7A interacting MON1-CCZ1 complex subunit 1. The transcript has 6 exons. Bases 58 to 942 code for a protein of 294 amino acids. Gene Ontology annotation, biological process: mitophagy. Lineage: Eukaryota; Metazoa; Chordata; Mammalia; Chiroptera; Vespertilionidae. The record is from RefSeq and is a predicted model, not a curated record.